AUGCUCUCUGCCGAAGUGAUUGUCGUCGGAACAGGCCCUGUCGGCCUGUGGACUGCCUUUGAGCUCAAAAAGGCCGGCCUCGACGUGCUGGCCAUCGAUUCUAUCCCCGCGCGGGAUGCCCGUGACCGCCGUUCAAAGGCCCUCGGCAUGUCUGCCAGCAGCCUCGAAAUUUUCGCAGCCCGAGGUAUUGGCCAGAAAUUCGUGGAUGCAGGUUCGCCAGUACCCCGAACUCACUUCGGGGCCUGUGACACACCGAUCCUGCUUGGACCAGAGGUGCUCGGGACGCGCUAUCCUCACGCACUGCUCCUCACUCAAGCAGACACGGAAACAAAACUCCUCGACGAAUGCGAUGCUGCCGGUGUGAGAUUCCAAUGGGGGUUGAAGUUUUCCGGUCUUGAGCAGAAAGAUGACCGCGUUCUGGUUACCGCACAGCGGGUGCAAGAUGAUGGCAAAAUCUCACCAGUUGAUAGCGAUGUGCAGCACUUAGAGGCAGCAUGGCUUGUGGGUUGUGAUGGCACACACAGUUCUGUACGGGCUGCAGCCGGGAUUGCAUUUGAGGGGACCCCCUCCAGUAUGACAGCCUGGUUAGCCGAUGUUCACAUGGAAAAUCCACAUCCACUGCCACGAAUUGGUAGGGGGCCUGAUGGAGGCUGUAUCUGUAUAUUGAUUCCUGUUCCAGGAACGACCUUUUACAGAGCUGUGGGCCUAUCCACCACCACCAUGCACUACCCAGCCUCGCAAGCACCGACAUUCGAAGAAGUCAGAGAAUAUGUUCGCCAGAGUUUGGGUUCGGACUUCGGCAUGCACAAUCCUGUCUGGCUUUCCCGCUUUGGCAAUGCCUGCCGUGUCGCCGCCAGUUUUCGCGCCGGGCGUGUCUUUCUCGCAGGAGACGCAGCCCACCAAUUUUUCCCUGCCGGAGGCCAAGGCAUGAACCUCGGCAUUCAAGACGCAAACAAUCUGGCCUGGAAGCUUGCUGCUGCGCAGCGCCAUUGGGUGCGUUCCGGCACCGUUGCGGAGCGUCUCCUCAACACUUACACAGAAGAGCGUCGUUCAGCCGCACAAGCCGUCAUAGCAAAUGUCCAAGCGCAGAUUGCAAUGCUGAUGGCUCGUCAUCCGCAUGAGACUGCCAUCCGGGACGUGUUUGCCGAAGCCUUGAGAAAUCCGGAAUUGAAUAGACUCUGGGCCCGCCGUCUCUCUGGGUUCGCCGAUCCAGUGGCGCCAUAUAUAAAAAGCUACAUGGCAAGCCAGGUCAACCGCGAAGGACAGCCGGAAACAAUUAAUGAAAGUGAGGAACUACUCUUAGGCGCAAGAGUCACACACCUCCGAUUUGACGAGGAAGAGAACGCCUUGCAUGCAGCAACUGCAACAUAUCGCUUCGCCGUCGUGUUAUUGAAGACACAGGAAAGGAUGUUUACUGAAGAGGCCCUGCGUGAGAUCUCAAAACCGUGGAAGGAUCGUGUCACUGUAUUGUCUGUGGUAGCGACUCCAAGCGAUGAGAAAUGGAACAACGUAGAGGCAAUCCUCGUCCGACCAGAUAUGCGCGUCGCGUGGGUUGGUCGCAAGACAACGGCUGUCUCUGACGCUGAAAAUGCGCUCGCAGCUGUCUUGAAGUGGUGGUUUGGGUAA
This is a messenger RNA of Rasamsonia emersonii CBS 393.64, 1626 nucleotides long. Its product is annotated as monooxygenase. Gene Ontology annotation, molecular function: FAD binding. The transcript has a single exon. NCBI's taxonomy places the organism in Eukaryota, Fungi, Ascomycota, Eurotiomycetes, Eurotiales, Trichocomaceae. Bases 1 to 1626 code for a protein of 541 amino acids. The record is from RefSeq and is a predicted model, not a curated record.